Messenger RNA from Didymodactylos carnosus, 1226 nucleotides. The record is from the annotation of a GenBank genome assembly. NCBI's taxonomy places the organism in Eukaryota, Metazoa, Rotifera, Eurotatoria, Philodinida, Philodinidae.
AUUUAAUAAAUUUUGGUAAUCAUGAUUUGAUGACUCAUUACGUCCUGAAAAACUGUUUUUCCAGAAAACCAGGUCUUCAAGAGUCAAGGGGAUGAAUCCUUUUGGAGCUUUUAUCUACACUAUGAGUCCUACCUAUGAGCAGAGUAUGAGCUCAAACAGAGGGUAUCAGUUGGUGAGAUUCCCUCGUUAGUUAGAGGUGUUUUAUCAUUAAGGCGACUAAUAAUAAAAAGAUAAGAAAACGCACUUAACGUGCCUUCAAACCGCACUGUGGACGCAUUUGGACGACAGCCGAGUUGUUUAUCAAGACGCUUUUUUUUGACAGUGAGUUAUUUUUAAUGGACAUUUUUAGCUAUUUUGUAAACAAUGAACAUGAGAACAUUAUCGUCACGUUCCAUCUAAAUCGAUCUUCAAUAUAAAUGAGUGAAGAAACUUUAAUAACGCAAGAUAAAAAAAAGCAUAUAUCCGUGCUUUUAUAAUAAAAAUGGUUAUGCGUGAUGUUUUUUCAUCAACCUUUUCUCGAACAGACACUUCAAAUGAUACCGAUAAAAGAGGAAAAUUUUGGAUUUUUUUCUAAGAACUCAAUUUUAGUGAAAAAUAUCGAUUCAGUUUUUUACUUUUCAGGAUUUUUGCUAUUAAAAACUUAGAUAAUAUAUAUUUCUGGUAAAACAAUAUACAAAAAAAUAAGCAGGCUCAUUCAUCUUUGAAAUGCAUAGUAAUGUACUAGCGGUGAGAAAUGGGAUAGGGAGAAUCAUCCUAGUCCUUCUCUUGUUUAUCACAUUAACUAACGGACUUUUUCGCUUAUACCAUAUCAAUGAUAAUUAUGAUUGUCUAUACUCUUAUAUCAAUAUUAGAAUAGAAAACAACCAUCUUUAUCAAAAUAUGCAUUUCAAUUAAUACCAUCUUGUAUCAUUCGUUCGAAAAAUGAAUUACCACAAUGUUACGGUAGAAAUAUUACAUUUGAUCAAUUGAAAUCGUUAAAUACUACUGAACAACAUUUGAUUGAAUGGUAUGCACCAGUUGAUAAACAAAAUGAUUAUGCAAAAUAUCUUAAAUUUAGUUCAUCUUUGAAUAAUGACUCAUUAUGUAAUUGUACGGACUCCAAUUAUUUUAGUACACAGUGUGAAUAUACAUUUGAAAUUUUUCUUAAUAAUAUAACAUUCGAUGAUAUUAUUAAUAUUACUUUUGAAAAUAAUGAGACGUCAUCGAGCCUUCUAGAAUACCUCUAG